GUGGUCGCGCUGGCGCAGCUUCCUCGCGGGCGCCGCCCGGCGGCAAGAAAGGGACGGCAACCGCGGCCCUGGGCAUGACGUACGCGGCCGAGGCUGGCGGUGCGUGGUGGAGCCCCCAGCCAAACGCAACGGCGGCCUCGCGCCUCCUCAUGCAGGCCAUCAGGACGGAGGCGUCCAAGGGCACGCUGUCGGACGCCGUCGUCCCCGAGGUGAUCUUCCAGGCGCUGUUUGCCCUCGAGGACCUGGACACUGGAGACGCGUCGCGGCGCGACGAGAUGUAUGGCAUCGUCCGCGAAGCCCGCGGGCACUUCAACGAUGUCUGGGUGCGGACUGCUCUUGACGCGGCGCUGGGCGGGCUCUGA
Prorocentrum cordatum is the source of this 362-nucleotide messenger RNA. Lineage: Eukaryota; Dinophyceae; Prorocentrales; Prorocentraceae. The record is from the annotation of a GenBank genome assembly.